This is a messenger RNA of Phycodurus eques (leafy seadragon), 11145 nucleotides long. RefSeq names its product sorting nexin-6. NCBI's taxonomy places the organism in Eukaryota, Metazoa, Chordata, Actinopteri, Syngnathiformes, Syngnathidae. The record is from RefSeq and is a predicted model, not a curated record. The transcript is spliced from 14 exons. Gene Ontology annotation, molecular function: phosphatidylinositol binding. The coding region runs from base 9842 to 10948 and encodes 368 amino acids.
CUGCGGCUGCAGUACAGACUGUGUGGCUGCAACAACAGAGGGGGUGUCGCCUUCUCUGCCUGCAACAUGGCUGAAGCCAUAAGCAAGCGUCACAUGUCGCUGGAGAAGCGUCAGUCAGCACAGCAGCUGUGUUUGAUCCCGUGUGCGCUUUAAUAAAAGGCCAAACAAACGGAUUAUUUUUACCUUAUUCAGCCAUUCUACUUUCUCAACGUCUGGAAAGUUGACCUGCGGUGAUGGAAAAAAAGGACAUAGUUAAGGUGGGUCCCAACAUUAGGUAUGCUUUGCACUAUCGAAUGAGAACCAAUACAAGAGCUGUGUCAGAAACACCAACUUUGAGAAGAUUAUCAUACUUAGUUCAUAUGCUGUUUACUGUUGUUGCUCACCCGCAACCCUGAUGAGAACAAGUAAAUGGAUGGAUGGAUGAAUGAAUAAAUAAAUACACGUAGUAUUACAAACAUCUCUCAGUAUGAUGCACUGCAAAAUGAAAGGCGAAGGUGUACCUAAUGCUGACUUGUGAAUAUCCACGACACAAGUUAAUCAUUAUUGUCGCAGUGUUUCUUUAAAUCAGGUUUAAUACCUUAGGGCAGGUGUGUCAAACUCAUUUUUGUCAUGGGCCACAUUUGGAGUCACGGUUUCCCUCAGAGGGCCGUCGACUGUCAAACCAUAUAAAUGUUUAGUCACCUCAUUAUUACAUACACACAACAAACUGAUGGAUACCUAGUUUUGAAAUCAGAAGUCAAGGAUAAUAGUUUGCUCAACUAUUGUUCAAGUUACCAUGAACAGAAAAUGCUUGCAAUGUCUCAACGCUACUAUUUAUUGUUAUUAUUUUAUGAGAAUUUGAGCAAUAAUCGUGGAAGUUGACACAGAUGAUUUGCUUUCGCGGGCCACAUAAAAUGACUUGGCGGGCCAGAUUUGGCCCCCGGGCCUUGAGUUUGACACCUGUGCCUGAGGGUUUCCAAACAAAAACACAACAGUAUGGAAAUAAAAUAAAACAUCAACGCGUUAUAGCACAGAAUAACUUCGUCGAAGAGUUUUCUCUCUUGGCAUUUCGUGCAUGUGAGGAAAGAAGCCUCCGUAUGCAGAGAUGACCAUUUCUCAGUAGGCUUGAGGCAUUCUGUCUGUUUGCCAGCAUCGUCGUGGAAAACCACUCAGACAGCAAGUAUCCACCCACAGGACCUCACUCAGUUGGGUGUGGCCUCACACAAGAACUCGUGGCUCGAUCUGCAUGUCCAUUUUGGGCUCGUGCUCUCGGGAUGUACUCGUCUGACAGAAACAUUGAAUCCACUUUGAGAGUAGGAUAUUGCGCUUAAAAUGUUGUGGUUUUUUUCUUGUUUCUUAAUUUGUCCAUGCUUUCGUCUCAAAUCAUGUAAACGCUCAUUUGUUUCGAGUGAUGCCAACAAGUAUCAAACUGUAUUAUUCAACACAAUAAGUUAAAUACUGUGAGGAUGGCCCAGGAGUUUUCACUGCGGACUGUUUUGCUCUGAUCAUUCUUCUUUUGCUUUCUUUAAUGUCCGCUGCUUAUGUAGUGCAAUUCAAUCAAGCUGAUGUGCGCACACGUGAGCGGGACAUCUCUUACCCACGCAGGUAGGUCUCGCUUGAUUUUGGACAUUUUCAAGUCGCCGAGCUCCUGCUCGUCGCCGAGCAGCUGCAUGGCCGACCUGAGCCUCUCUUCCUUGGCCUCGCGGGCGUGCUUCCAUCCCGUGUACACCACCAUACCGCACACCAGCAGACUGGUGCUGACCCUGUAGUACCCGGCCAGGUAGACGGGCAGCAAAGCGCCCAGACACUUCCCGAACGUCCACAGCACCGCAACGGCGUUAAUCCCCUUGGCCCGGGGAACAGGCUGCACUUCGCUGCCCUGACUCGGUGCGCUCUUCUCGGGCUCGUUUGGGCCCGAACCCUCGGCGACCAUCGGCUCACUCGCCUCGGAUUGUUCGCUCUGCAUUGUCCUUUUAGUCUUUGGACUCCCAGAUGAAUGACUUAAUAAUACACAACGACUGGAACAAAACAACAAUUAUUUCAAUGCGUCAAGCCGUUGAAGUAAAAGGAAAGUACCGAAACACGGAUCCUCGCUGCUUUCUUUAAGGCCCGAAGCGCACAUUGAAUACGAUUGCUAAAUCCGCCAGGUUGAGGUGGUUUCGCAGGAGAGUCUCUGCCGCCGCCGCUGCUGCUGCUGCGAGUUGUGUUCCUCUUACUUGCCCUGUCCCGUUAUCUCGCUGAAAACACGCCCUCUGCAGCACAUUCCCAUCCUUGACUGCUUACUUGGACCAAACCAUGCAAAGUCCAUUUGGCCAAACUGCCGCAGCUUGGAGACAACUUUGUUCAAUUAAAAUGGAUUAUGCAUACUAGGCUGCAUCAGGUAGUCGUUAACACUCAAGACGACAAAGUCUGUCGUUAUAAAGAUGUUAAUGCGCAGUUGUGACAAAAAAAAAAGUGGUAGCAAUGGUGUAGAAUUGCACUAUAUUGGGAUCUGAGAUAUCAUUAUUUGGCCUGUCAAACAGCCACAAUAGACACGUUCAAUUAAAAAUAAAUCAACGAUUAUGCACCCAAUUGCAUGGCUCAUACGUUUUCUAAAUUAUAUUCAAUCUAUCCCCACAACUUGUUAACAGCAGCAAAUGGGCAUUACUUAACUCAACCAGUGUUUGUUGAGACACACACGGAUGUCGUUCUGCUGUGGAAGUAAAAGCUAUUAUACGAAGUUUAUACAAUGUAACUCCACCCACUCAACUCAAAGCAAAGGAAUGUUUUGCUCCCGGUGAUCACACAGUAUUUAUUUUCUAUGUGUGCGUACACUCUCAAAAACAUAACGACGCUCACUUGCUGUUGAAUGGUCGCAGUUCAGCUAGUGUGCGAAUUAUAUUCACACAAAAUGUAUCUAGUUUGUGUUAACAAAAAUCUGACCUUCGCUUUUUGCAAAAGCAGUUUCUGUAUUUUGUGUACAGAAGGCAAAAUAAUCAAAGCGGAGUUUAUUCAGUAAUGUAUAACACCUCUCUGUGCAAGGGGGGCAGAAGUCUCUAUACUUCCCUCUAGAGGAGAAUCACAUCACUGAAGAGAAUUUUAUAAAGCAGAAUUACAAGAACAAUUUCAGUUACACAACACAAGAAAAAAAAUGGAAUAAAAAAAAUAUUGAGACGAAGUGAUUUUUUUUAAAUUCCCAAGAAUAGCUGUAUUUUUAAACAGGUGAAUCUGCAAACAAAGGCAUCAGUCUGAGACCAGCAGCCACCAGAGGCAACUACUGUAGAUACCCACCAUAUACUGGAAUAUUAAUAAUUGUUUAAAGGGUUUUGGUGGCUGAUGAUCAAACAAACCGAACAAAAGGGAAAUGAUGAGACAAUUUAGUUGUAUUAUUUCAACUUUAUUCUCGAAAUAAUUUACUGUCAAUCAAGUCCUGUUCUUGUAUUGUUAUAUAAUUUCUUUGUUUUCAACGUGGCCCCAAUAGAGUCAGUUUUAAAAUCUCCAUAGAGGACGCUUCAGGCCAUGUUAUGACCAUUUAUCAGGUAAUAUGAGGCAGAGUGGUUAUCCUCAUGCUCUGACUGGCGAUUGGGUACGACACCAUGGGCGUAGUGGCGUGGCUCAUCGUGAUGCCCGGCAGAGGCUGCGUCAUGGACACGGCCACCGGAGCCACGGACACGGCCACCGGCGCCAUAGAAACAGGAGGCGCCAUCCCCUGGGCGAUGGUCUGCGCGAGAGCAGCCGACAGCGGGGUGAUUUCGGGGUUGAGGUGAGGGGGCGGCGCCGUCUGGGGUGCGGCAUUGGUGGGGGGCGCCACGGGGGCGCCGGUGGGCGCCACCAGGUCCUGCUGGGUGACGGGUCGAGGCUGCAGCCCGGUGCUGCUCAGCGUGGUGUGAGUCUGGGCGAUGCUGUGAUUGUAUGAGCUGACCGCACCCACAGGGGCUGCAAGAGUCUGCUCAGCGGGGGAAGGCGUGGAGGACAGCGCCAUCACUUUAGCCUGACUUCGGAAUUGGGCGUUCUGCUCAAGGAGAACCUCGUUUGUUGCAAUAAGGUUGGAAACCUAAGAGAAGAGGAUGUCAAUUAGUAAGCAGCAGAAGUUUUUGUUUAUAUAUAUAUAUAUAUAUAUAUAUAUAUAUGAAAAAUAAAUAAAUAAAUCACCAUCAUGAUAUGAUUCCCUUGGAAUCUAAAAUAAGUGACACAGUCAUUACUACCUCCACCAAUGGACGUUUUCAUCAGCAUGGGAUUAUCACAUGAAUUUGAUGAUGGCUAGGUGUAUUUCAAGGCUUUUACAUUUUGGGAGAGUCCAUGCAUUACUACACAUGGUAAAUUAUCCAUACAGUGGAUAAGUCUGAUGGGGGGAAAAAAAAAAAAAAAAAAAAAAAGUUAAAUCACUUUGAGACCUAUAACCUGAACAACUUAACUGGAAAAAAAGGAACACUUUAAAGUGACGUAAAAACAAACUGAAAUAAUGGUUUAUCUUGGUCUGAUUUUUUAAAAUCACAAAAACCUGGCAUUUGAACAGGAGUGUGAAGAAUUUUGUAUUUUACAAUGAAUGAUUUAAAAAAAAAAAAAAAAAAAAAAGCAUCUCUGGUCAUUUUGAUCUGAUUUCUUUUUGGGAAUAUUAGCCUAAAUUUUUGUUGUUGCGCCCAUAACAUUUUGUUGAGAAGGAAUUUAUUGUCAUCAUGAAAAACUAAAUUAGUGUUGCCCCGCCUCUUUCUGCAAUUAUCCUCAAUUAUUUGCUGCAAACUCUUAAUUGCUGUUUCAAUUGCUGUUUCUGUGCCAAAAGCCCCGUUUAAUACAACAGUAGCGCAAUCAUGUAGCAUCUAUAUGUAAUCCUCCCCGCGAAUUGCGGGGGGAUUACUGUUAACUAAUUUUAUUUUACUUGUUCUAACCUGUUUCUUCAACUCUGCCACUCUCUUCCUCAGUAGGUUGUUUUCCUCCUCCAAGAACCUGUAUUCUAGAGAGCGUGUGGGCAAGGUGGCCUGGACUCCGAGGUCAUAGUGUCCACCGACGCUGCCGUCUGCCAGUCGCAGGCCUUCCAGCCGCCGCCUCUUGAUCUGAAGAGCAGUGUGCUCUAGUGAGCUGUCCAAUGCUGUGGAAUCAAAGAGCCCGCUCUCAAGCAAGGGGUCGUACACAGACAGCGAACUCCUGUCGUACCGCCUCUGCCCAGAGGGACCUAUUGCUAGACAGCCACCGAUUCCUCCCGCACCAACACCCCCGACUCCAGCCAGGCUUGGAUCUCUGCAACCACCCAAACUUGGGCAGCCCAUCCCCAUGAUAUUAUUGCCACUCACACCUCCUACAAGUCCUGGAAUCCCCCCACAUGUUCCCCCUCCACCUCCUCCACCACCUACGCCACUUCCUGCAUUCACCAUUCCACCUGCACCAGGCCCGAUCACACCACCCCCUCCCACCCUGGCAGGUUCAUAUUCAUAGUCUUUUUUGACAUGGCGAAAUUUACACUUAUUGCCCCUCUGGCACUCGCCCUUCAGGAAGUCUCUGCAGAUUGGGACCUCCCCCCUGCUAUGCGGCAGAUCCGUUGGUGAGAGGCCAAGUCGUGCUGCAACCUUUCCUCUGAGUCCAAGUGGCAGUUCUCCACUUUUCUUAUAACAGUCCUCAUCCUCUUUAGAUCCAUGUACAAAGCGACAGUUGGAGCGCAAGCACUCUUUAUUCUGGUAAUCAUGGCAGAAGAUGAAUUCAUUCUUUUGCACCCCCAAGUCCGGUACCUCAUUAAAGUCAGGAUGCUUGAAGCGACAACGCUUCCCUCUCUUGCAGACAUUGCGUAUGAAAUCCCUGCAGACCCCGUCCGGUGUCAGUCCAGCGCCUUGCACAGUACCGCCACCAUUACCACAAUUAUUUCCAUUGCCUAGCGCCCCUCCUCCACCCAUGCCACCAACACCCCCUCCUGAACCUCCUCUGCCCUCUGCAGCGCAAGCAGAGCCCGGUCCUCCCUCCUCGCUCAGAUUCCCACCACUCCCACCACCACCUGACAGGUAGGAGCCGUCCCGAUCAGGCAUGGCGCUGGGACCAGCUCGAGGAGAAAACAGCACUCAUGUGUAUGAGGUCUGCAGUACUCUGGCGACGCUUUACAUCCGGGGAAGUCAUGAAUUGAUUAUUCUCUUGGCUACAGCCUGUUUCUGUUGAGACCUGUAAAAUAAACGAGGGAACGUAAUUAGACUUCAUUAAAACGGUUAGGGGGUUGCCCCCGUUUUCUCUGGGGUCUUCUGGCCAUUCGGGCCAGGCCCGCAGGAGUAUUGGCUAGUUGUUGCAUAGUACAGGUUAAACAUAAAUGAAUAAAUAAAAGUAACAAGAUAUGAAGGUUUACAAUGACGAUCCAGUUCGGUCAGGAAAAUAACAGGUGCCGAACCCAAGGUCCGUGGACCAGAUCUGGCCCUCCAUGCCAGUUUAUGUUCCCACAUGCGAAAGCUUGGGGUAAUUUUUUACAGUUAAAACGCAGGAUAUACAAGAUGCGUCAGAGAAGUUUCAGGACUGGUAUCACAAAAGAUAUAUUUCAAAUCCAAACUAUCCUUUGAAGUAACCCCCCUGGAGUAUAAUUCAUUUUCAAAACCAUCUCAGCCACACCUGCAUACACUACUGGAAGGAUUCUUCAAGGAUCCUCCACAGCUGCAUCGUCCACAUCUUCAAAACAGGUCCCCUUGAUGACCCUGUGGAGCUUGGGAAAGAGAGAAACAAAAUCACACUGAGCCAGGUCGGAUGAGUAGGGUGGUUGCUCCAGCAAAGCAAUGUUCUUCUCGGCCAGGAACUGUCAGAUGCUCAAGGCAUUGUGAGCAGGAUUGCUGUCAUGGUGAAGCAGCCACGUUGUCCUGCCACGACUCUCGCCUCUUCUCAUGAACUGAAUUACGCAAACGCCACAGGAUCUUUUUGUAGACCAGCUGAUUGAUCGUACAGCUCACAUUGAUGGGGAAAACUUCUGGAAUAUAUCUUCUGGGACCAGUCAUGGAACUUCUGGGACCAGUCAUGGAAUUUUUCUGAUCAUUUCCAAAAAAGACAAAGCAGUGAUGCGGAACCUUCAUAAAAAGAAACGAUUUAAACUGUUACAUGUCCCUUUCCCCCCCGUCCUUGUUACGCCAAACAUAAGCAGUUUGGUUUACAUUUAGUUACCUUGCUGUACCCAAAGUGAACGAGUUUAUUACGUGUGUCAAAGCGAGUUUGACACCCCUGUUACUUAAACAAAAAAAAAGUGAUACAACAAGUCAACAAUGAACGCUAGCUUCCCUGAUGCACUAGCAUAUCGGGACGUGCGAUCAAAUAUUUGAACAAAUGCUUGAUUGGUAGUGACAUUACUCAGUAAGCAUGCAAAUAGCCUUUUCUUUUGCCUUCAUUUCGGACCAUUCUUGGAACAAGCUAAGUUGGGUCAUAAAAUCAUGCUUGCUACGCUUAGCUAGUCAAGGCUAGUUGAUAGCUCGCUGAAUGGUCACGCUGCCUUACCAAAUCGAUGCCAGCAGAAUUCUCAAAACAUGGGCUCUGUCAAGAUGAAAUACGUCACUGUGGUACACGCCAGCUCAAAACGAUGGUUUUACUUUAUAAUGACCACGUCGGAGUUAGAAUUUAUUCAAGGCCUGCGUGCUGUUUUGUUUCUUUCACUACCCACCCUGGCUCUUCUUCUUGGCUGCUCCCCUCGGUGGCCGGCGUACGUUUCUGCCCCCCAGUGGCACGAACAGUGAAUUCAUCUGCAAUAAGUUUUCGUAUAUGGCGUAGCUUUUACAAAAAAAAAAAGAAGCUUUGUAGCAAGUUAAUUGAGCUGUCAAACGAAAAUAUACUGAGCCAACGCGGUUGUGACAGUCAGCUUGGACUGCACACGUGAAAAUAGAAGUCAAGGAGCUGUUUGUUUGUUAAUAAGAAAAACGUUAGCGUCUAAACAAGCCUUGCGUGCUCCUGCUGCACUUUCGUCACAAUUGCUGUGCUGCCUGCAGCCGACGCACUGACCAGAAAAAGUAACUACGAAAUACUGGACGUGGAGCCAACACCAAGUAAGGGUUAGAUUAAAAAAAAAAAAAAAAAAAUUGCCGUUAUGCACCACCCAGAUAAAAACAGGAGCGGCUUUGCAGAGAAGACAUUCGGGGAGAUUGUUGAUAGUAAACACCAUUUACACAGUGAUCAUUUCUGCACCAUCUUAUUAUGUUUGACAGUUGACCUUUAGCCUAAUACUCAGCAAACACUGUCCAAUUUUAACUUUUGUAGUCUAUAAAAUGUAAAAAGACCCUAAAACUGGUUAUUACAUUACAUCCCAACGUAUCAUAGGACUUAGCAGCUACCACGAAAAUAUGCUCUCAUGUGGCUCAGAGCGUUUGCCAUCAAAAUGCAUUUAGAGUGUUUGGACUGAGAAAAUGAAUACUGUAAACUAUUUUCAGGUGAUAGGGGCCGAGCUCUGGCGCAAAUAGCAAAAUAAUAAUAAUAAUAAUAAACAGUAUAGUAUAUACUUCUUUCACACUGAGGGGGCACUGUGAUGGUGAAGAUAAAAGCGCUACAUAGGGCCAUUUUCAAAGCAAAAGUUCCUCAUAUCGCCUGUCGUUUUAGAGCAUUUUGACUCACCUUUCAAGACCCACACAAAAUUGUGUUCUGUGACAAUAAGAACUGAACCUACCAAAAGAAGGUUCUUCUUUUUUCUUGUACGAGGAAACCCCCCCCACAAAAGCACAGGUCGAGCAUGCAAACAUGCCAUACAGGAAGGAGAACUAUCAAUCUCAGAAUUGUGAGGCAGACAUUCUAACCACUACUUCACCGCGCUGCCCUCCUUCAUAACUCAAAAAGUUUUUGUCUGGAAUUGUACCAAAUGUAAUGGGUUUGUGGUUAUCGUUCCACCUUUUGUUUCAAGUUUCAUAAAAGUCGGGAAUCUUAGGGUUAGUUAGUUUCCAACAAACAACCAUCAAACAAACAAUACCUCUCACCUUUGUGCAUAAUAAACUACAACAUUUUAACAGUUGUACGGCUGUAUGCCAUUGCAUUUAGUGCAGAGUACCUUUACUCCAGCCCUUUAUUGCAGCCCUAUUUUAUUAUAGGAUACUUAGAACAAUGAAAAAAAGAAGAGCCAUUAAAAGGCUUUUUGUGCAUGAAUUUUAGAUAGUCGAAGUACUCUACACUGUCUUCCCUCCAUUUUUCCCUAAGCGUACUCACUGCUUCCCAACAAGUAGACGAAGAGGCUCUAUGACACUUUGGGUCAUGAUGCCUUACUGAAAAACAAGGCCACUUUGGACCCCGUGGAAGAAGACAAGGAGAACUCCUUCAGCUUUUUGGACAGACAUUUGUAGACAUAUUUUUGACAAGGUGACACACUUCUUCUCUCAUGAUGGAGAGGAUGAGGAGUUAAAGUUUUGACUGACCUGUUGGGGAUGAAAAUGAAGAUUACUUCUAGAUGAUUUUUAUUUUAUUUAUUUUUUACUUUAUUUCAGUGUGUGUGUAUUUUUUAAUAUCUUGUACUAUAUCGUCUGUGUGUCAUAAUAAAGUCGUAUUAAAGCCUUAUAUUAGUGUUAUUAUGUCUUCACUAGCUAUCUGUGCUGCCUCUUUUAUUGGUUAUCUUCUAAAUUCAACCCUUCUUUACAGGUCGCUGAUAUGGCUGGCAUGCCCCCUUCUCCCAUGUGGGUGUGUCGAAAGUCCUGAGUUACUGACUAACGCACCAUUUACUCCCUUUUUUUCCCCCUUGGCUAGCACUUUAGAUUUGGGACAGUUGCACUCCAUUUCUCAUCAAGCCAGCGUGCACUUUGACCCAAAGGAUAUCCUGUGCCUUCUCAGCAGUUACAGCUCAAGCACAUUGCAGCCAGCUGACAAAAGAGCUUAAAUGCACAUUUCCACCCGAACAAACAAGGACUUCUUAGCAUUUUCUGAAACAGAAAACAAGCAAGACUGAAAACUUUGGCUCAGAAGUUUGACGAUGAUGGAAGAGGUGAAAGAAGAGGUGCCUUCUCUGAGUGUUCAUGGUCAUAGCGUCAAGGUUGCAGAGGUGCUGCAAGACGGAGAUGGACUUACCUUUCUAAUUGUGUCUCAAAAACUGUCUGGGACGGGAGAGUACCAUGUGGACCGGAUUUAUGAGGAUUUUGAAUGGCUGCAGCAGCACCUCUUCGCUCAGGAGGAUGUGCCUGGGAUACAGGGAGUUAUAUUUCCUCCUCUUCCUGUAAAGGCUCAGAUGAAUGCAACAGCAAAGGCCGCCAGACAGCUUGGUUUCCUCGGUUUGGGGAACUUGCAGCCGUACUGUGCAGCACUGGAAACCUUCCUCCACCAGGUGGCAGCACACAACCUACUCACAAAAAACAAAGCUUUGGAGAUCUUCCUCACCAGCUCCGAACCGCCAGGUCGACAGAGAGCCAAGAAAAACAUUUUCAAUCGCUUGAGUCAAGCUGUGGAAGAGAUGAGAAAAGAAGGCCACAAGGAUGUUGAUGAGUUCUUUCAAACCAAACGGGAAAUCAAUCACUCUCUAACUGGUGGCACCAGAAACGCAGUGGAGAAAUUCCUGGAUGUGGUGGUAACUGAGCAAAAAAUAGCAGUGGCCUGUGGGCACUUUGCAGCAGCCCUGCAUCUGUGUGUGGAAUCAAGUGAUGAUCCUGACAAAGCAGCUUUUUCAAAGAUUUGUGUAAAAUUAUCAGACAUCUUUGAGUCAAUGAAGGAGAGUAUGACCAAUGUUGCUGAGAAUGAUGUGACCACUCUCGGACUCGGCCUGGAUCUGGAGUCACGCUAUCAGGAAGCAGAAAAAGAGAUGCUUUUCAGAAGGACCUGUAAACUAGUGGAGUUGGAAACUGCCAGAAAGAAUGCAGAGAAGGCCAAGCCAGUCAAGAAGGCUGCUUUGGAGGAGGUGAAGACAGCAACAGAAACAAAGUUUGAUUGCAUUUGUCAAGUGGCAAAACAAGAGAUUGAGCACUUCGAGGGUGCUCGUGUGCAGAUGUUGCAGCAGGCUCUGGUGAAGUGGUGUGAAAAGCAGCUCCACACAGCCCGGGAAAUCGCAGACCAGUACGACCAGCACCUGCAGGCCUUCAGAGGGAUGUGACCCCCUCGUCCACCGCGUGCACUUCCAGUGUGUUUGAACAUACGGAAGCAUGUCACUUGGUUGCAUUUAAGUGCAAAUGACGCUCAGUGAAAACAGAAAUAUAAGCUCAUGAGACCAUGUCAAAACUACAUGCAAUGACAAUGAUUAUCUGUCCAUUUUCUACACUACUUUCUUGUUUGAUGUUAUGAUCCCACCAA